CUCUCCUCGGCGCAGCGUUACAGGUUCUAUCGCGCCCUGCGCGUCUCAGCGGACUCGGAUGUUUUAACGCGAUAGAAUCAGCGCCGGAUCGAGUUUACUGUGCGCCGCAUUUCGGUGGGGAUGGAGCGGCAGACCGGGGUCGGACGGCGCCGCUGAUGUGGUUGGUGUUGGUGGUGGUGGUGGUGGUGGUGGGUCCGCUGCGCAGGUUUUGGAACGCGCGCCAUUUUGUAAAAUUGACACAAAAAAGGCAGAAGUAGCCGGAGGAGGAUGAGAUCUGCCCCGAGAGACGCACGCAGCUCCGCCACGCUCCACGGAUUCCUCUCGCUCCGUAUGCACCCCGGAUCCAUGUGUGCUGUGCGGUUAUUACGCCAGGCGCGUCACUGACAGCCCGGCGAGGGACAAAAUGUAGCUGGGCUUCACAUAUCGGAUAAGUUUGUGUGUGUUGACGGAGCGGCGCUGUUGAUCUGGAACUGGAGUUUGUGACACAAGCUAGAGCACUCAGGGCUGAUCGGACUCUUUUCUCAUCGGAUUUUAUUGCUCGGAUCGUCUUUUAAGCUUGUGAGGAUAUUUUCUCUCCCAUCCUGUAAGAUUAGAGCGACACGUAGCAACAAGAUCCACGCCAAUGAUCGUGCGAGCCGAAGAAAAAUCCGAACAUCGACCCUUAAAAGACCCUGUCGAGGCACCAGGGCCGUUUUCCCGUAUAAACCACUUCGAAAUUGCUUCAGUGUUCUGUGGUUUGCGGAUGGACUCCUCUGCCAGAAUGAUAUGAGAUUUGUCAGAGGACGAUGCAUACAGGAGGAGAGACCUCAGCAUGCAAACCCUCGUCUGUUCGACUUGCUCCCUCGUUUUCGUUCAAUGCGGCAGAUGUGCAGAUGGCUGCGCAGACACCCCAUUCUCACCCGCCAUUCAGUGAUGGGCACCAGGCGGGCGCCGAGGCGCCAGGUGCCGUGCUGCCGUACGGCCCGCAGGCCCCGCAGCUCAACACCACCCAGGUGACUGCUGAUGUGGUGAUGUUGCAAAGGCGAAUCCCUCAGUGCUUUCGGGAUCCAGCCACAGCUCCUUUAAGAAAACUCUCCAUUGAACUAAUCAAAACUUACAAACACAUCAAUGAGGUUUACUAUGCAAAAAAGAAGCGGCGGCACCAACAGGGCCAAGGCGAGGACUCCAGUAAUAAAAAGGAGAGGAAGAUCUACAACGACGGUUACGACGACGACAACUUCGACUACAUUGUGAAAAACGGAGAGAAAUGGCUGGACCGCUACGAAAUCGAUUCAUUAAUAGGCAAAGGGUCGUUCGGACAGGUCGUGAAGGCUUACGACCGUUCGGAGCAGGAGUGGGUCGCCAUCAAGAUUAUAAAGAAUAAAAAAGCUUUUCUGAACCAAGCACAGAUUGAAGUACGACUCCUGGAGCUCAUGAACAAACAUGAUACAGAGAUGAAGUACUACAUAGUUCAUCUGAAACGCCACUUCAUGUUUCGGAACCACCUGUGUCUGGUGUUCGAGAUGCUGUCCUACAACCUGUACGACCUGCUCCGUAACACCAACUUCCGCGGCGUCUCGCUGAACCUGACACGGAAGUUCGCGCAGCAGCUGUGCACGGCGCUGCUCUUCCUGGCCACGCCCGAGCUCAGCAUCAUCCACUGUGACCUUAAGCCCGAGAACAUCCUGCUCUGCAACCCCAAACGGUCGGCCAUCAAGAUCGUCGACUUCGGCAGCUCCUGCCAGCUGGGGCAGCGGAUCUACCAGUACAUUCAGAGCCGCUUCUACCGCUCGCCGGAGGUGCUGCUGGGGAUGCCGUAUGACCUGGCCAUAGACAUGUGGUCACUGGGCUGCAUCCUGGUGGAGAUGCACACCGGAGAGCCUCUGUUUAGUGGAGCCAAUGAGGUGGACCAAAUGAACAAAAUAGUGGAGGUCUUGGGGGUCCCACCCAGUCACAUACUGGACCAGGCGCCGAAAGCGAGGAAGUUUUUCGAGAAGAUGUCGGACAGCACGUGGUGUGCAAAGAAGACCAAAGAUGGAAAACGGUAUAAGCCGGCAGGUUCGCGGAAGCUGCACAACAUUCUGGGUGUGGAGGCCGGCGGGCCGGGCGGCCGGAGAGCGGGCGAGUCGGGCCACGCCGUCGCCGACUACCUGAAGUUCAAGGACCUGAUCCUGCGAAUGCUGGACUAUGACCCCAAAAGCCGCAUCCAACCCUACUACGCUCUGCAGCACAGUUUCUUCAAGAAGACGGCCGACGAGGGCACCAACACCAGCAGCAGCGUGUCCACGAGUCCGGCUCUGGAGCAGUCCGCGUCCUCUGGAACGACGUCCAGUACCUCCUCCAGCUCAGGAGGUUCAUCUGGAACGAGCACCAGCGGACGUGCCCGCUCUGAUCCUACCCAUCAGCACCGGCUCAGCGGGGGCCACUUUAGUGCUGCAGUAGGCAUGGACUGCCACAACCUCUGCCCUCAGACGAGGCAGGCCUUCGUGCCCUCCCUGGGUUGGGUAGGCGGGGACGGACUCCAGCAGGCGGCCGGAGAGACCCAUCCAGUCCAAGAGACCACGUUCCAUGUGCCUCCCCACCAGCCCAAAGCCCUUCACCCACACAGCUCCCAUCACCAUCACGGGCAAGGCCCGGCACGCCCGCGGCCUCGCGUCUACUCGCCCUCGCACAGCGGCGCCUCCACGCAGGACUCCAUGGAGGUGUCGCACGGCCACCUAUCCAUGACCUCGCUGUCUUCCUCUGCCUCAUCCUCGUCCACGUCCUCGUCGUCCACGGGCAACCAUCGUCACCACCACCCCCACCAGGCCUACCAGAGUCGCCCGCUGCCGCUCGGCCUGGGCUACGGACACGCCUUCUCCAACCCGCGUCAGGAGACCGGCACGGCCGGACACGCGGCGUACCCGCUCACUACGAACUCGGGCUACGUAGCCGAGACUCACAUGGGCCUGCACCAGGGCCUGGACCGAGAGGACUCGCCCAUGGCCGGCGUGUGCGUGCAGCAGAGCUCGGUGGCCAGCUCCUGACUACGCUAAGAAGGACCUCUUUUUAACCCUCCUCCUCCUCCGUGUGUGUGGUUUUUAAGAAAAGAAAAAAAGCGCCGGUGUUUUUCUUGAAAAAAAAAAAGUGCAUAGAGAUUAAAAAGCUGCUGUAUAAGAGAAGGGAGACGACGACUGACGCCGCACGCGCGCUCUAAGCUCCCCUCUGGUCUGCUCGCUUGCUGGAGGCCUCCGUUUCAGUCCGUUCCUUUCGUUUUCCGGCCUGGAACGUUUUCAGCUAGAUUUCUUUGUAUUAUUAUGAUAAAAAAGGAGAGAUUUCAUCAUACGUUUAUUCCUUUUCACUCAGCUCUUUUUAAAUUGCGUACUAACAUAUGCACCUUCCCGACAGCCGUGAGAUUAGGUUCGUGUUUAGGGUCUGUGAGAAGGUCCGCUCGUCCGGCAGAUGGACGUUCCUCCGCCUCCGCUCGUCAGUAAUGCAAUUUCCGAGUUGUUCUUUUAUUUCUCUCUCCCGUGUUGUAUUUACCGACGGUUACUCUCUCGACUGCCGUUUUUAUGUUCCCUUCUGUGGCGGGCUUGUUCUUUCCGAUGUUCGUUCCUCGCUUUGUGCAAUCCUGUGCUUCUUAAGUUUAGCAGAGCAGCGUUAGCAGGGUGCAGGGUGUCUCCCGGGAGGCCCGGGCGUCUCCUGUAGAGGGCGCGGUUUCACGAGUCUUCGCUGGAAGGAGUCUGCGAGCGUUUGGGAAAGAGCUCGAGAGUGGGCAGUGGAGCGGGCAGGAGGCUGGUACCGGGCAGCGGUGCGGAGAACGUCCGACAAAUGGCCUUAUUAAGCACCGAAUGAUAAGAAGCUGGACAUUUCCCCCUUAAAAUAGGGAAAAUAGCUUUCCUGUAUUAUUAUUAUCAUUAUUUUUUAAUCUGGAACACACAAGUCUUUACACGUAAUGAAUAGAAAACAGUACGAGAGCUUAUCUGAGGCCUUCCUCACCUAGAAACCUGCUAUUCUGAAGGAUGUUUUUAUGCUGGCAGUGUGAAGUCACAGUAGUAGUAUUGCAAAGUGAAUGGAAACAGCUAUAACCGUGUCCCUUACUGCUCUUUUUGUCCUGCUUUCUCUCUUUGCUUUGUUAGAAUCUUGUUUUUCAGCAUGUGACUUACUUUCCGAGCACAUUUCUGUUUCCGUCCGUUUCUUAUUUUUUACUUUUAUUUUUUGUUCCCGUUCUGACCUGAAGAUCUUAACAUGCAGACGUUUGUGUGACUGCUUUUUAUUUUGCCUCACGAUUAUGCUGUGAAUUUUAGGAGAGUUUCUUUUCCCUUUUGAUAAUUUAUUGUACCAAAGCAGUUUUUUUUUUUUUUUUAUAGCACAUAGAUGUCUGUAACCAAUAAUGUAGCAGGUGUGCACUUUCAAACAAGGUGUAUCAGACUUUUUUAAUGUCAGUAAAAUUGCUUUAUCUAUUGCUUUAUCAUAACUGGAACUGUUGUUAAUGUGGCAUAUUUACAGAGAGCUGAUUCCCGAAAACCGUCCCCCCCCACCCCACCCACACCUCUUCCACCGCCACAACCACCACCCCGUUUUUUUUAUAUCUCUAUUUCUUCUCAUUUUACAGCAUCGGACGACCGAGAGCACGACCCUUGCGUCUGAUUUCGGUUUCGCUUCGUUCCGCGAGCCCGAGGGAGGGUCUACGCUCGUGCCGUUGCCGGCUCUGCGGGUCCCAGAGCUCCAGGGUGGCCACACGGCGGAAGGAGAAGCGGUGCGCCGCGUAAUCCGGUUACACGCCUGUUUCUGAGGUGCCUCGUUAUCUGGGUUCCACUGCCUUAAGUCUGCAGCAGCGUGCUGUCAUGUACACACAAACAAUACUGAGUUUUUAAGAGAGGACAGAGUUCCAUCUAUUCUGUACAGGCUCGGAUAAAAGAGCUUGGGCCGGACCGGACGGGAACGGGGGUGUUUUAGGGGGGGGUGUAUGAGUUGGGGUCGAAAUGUGUGAGCACAGAUGGGUCUGCUAAAGUCGUGUCUCUAUCGCUUCUUCUUUCUCCCCCUUUUUGCUGAAGGUGUCUUCAUGCUUUACUCUGUCUUGCUUUUUUUCGCGCCCUCUCUCGCUCUUUACACGAGUGUGAUCGAUGCCUAUACAUACAAGGUAAAUAAAUGGUCCUAUAGGGUUCUUAUUCUCGGCCGGCAGCGGAGGACAGCUAAUGGGAGGAGGUCCAUGAAUACCCAGGCUUCAGGUGUUUACUUUGUGACCCCAUUUUAAUAGCUGAAAUAGAAUUUAUGUACAUAUUUAUAUAUUUUUUUAAAUAAAGGAAGUUUAGAACUCACUGCUUUUUUUCCUAAUGGUAUUUUGAGUACAUUUAUGUCGGCUUGUCGACCAUGCGGUGGAGCUCUCUGUUGUAGUCAAAUGGGUCUCAGUGCUUCCAGCCCAAACGUAGUUGACGAUGCCAGUACAAACGCAAAACGUUCUAGGGUUCAAAUUGACACGGGAGUAGAUCUUCAUACCUUAAAUAUAAUAGACAGGGUAUAGCUUGUGGAUGUGCGUCUACAAAUCCGAACUACGGCAGUGUUUUCAUAUGUACGUGCGCAUAGGAGGUGACGUUCGCCUAGUGCAGGACGGAGUUUUGUUGUGUUCGUUUGGCACAAGCGUCAAGAAGUGGCUCCAUGUCAAACUGAAUGUAGGUUCUUGCUGGAGGUGCAUGUAGCAAAGUGCACAGCGACAGCGCUCGUUUUACGCAGUCCUUACCGAAGCCCCAGCGCGGCGUUCCGCUCCCUGUCCUGCCCUGCCUCGCCCCGCCCCGCCCUACCCCUCUCCUUCCCAGGCCUCCACGCCCACUUUAGAGUCGCCGAUCCUCCUCCCUUUGGUUCCAGGAGAUCUGAUGUGCACUGCAGAGCUGAACAGCAUGGCGGAGGGAUAAGUACUCACAGAUUGUACAAUCAGGACUUUCUGUGUCGAGGAAAAAUGUUACUGAGAGGCGAAAAUGGACAAAACCCUUUGUACUAUAUUCAAGCGGUCUUAUGUAUGACAUAAAGUUGCUUAACUUUU
This is a messenger RNA of Trichomycterus rosablanca, 5998 nucleotides long. It is a transcript of the gene dyrk1aa, whose product is annotated as dual-specificity tyrosine-(Y)-phosphorylation regulated kinase 1A, a. Gene Ontology annotation, cellular component: nucleus. The transcript has 13 exons. Gene Ontology annotation, biological process: protein autophosphorylation; peptidyl-serine phosphorylation; peptidyl-threonine phosphorylation. NCBI's taxonomy places the organism in Eukaryota, Metazoa, Chordata, Actinopteri, Siluriformes, Trichomycteridae. The record is from RefSeq and is a predicted model, not a curated record. Gene Ontology annotation, molecular function: transcription coactivator activity; protein serine/threonine kinase activity; ATP binding. Bases 786 to 3005 code for a protein of 739 amino acids.